Molecule: messenger RNA, 1599 nt
Organism: Zea mays
Lineage: Eukaryota; Viridiplantae; Streptophyta; Magnoliopsida; Poales; Poaceae
Exons: 4
Coding region: 95-937 (280 amino acids)
Biological process (GO): DNA damage response; fatty acid metabolic process
Cellular component (GO): mitochondrial matrix
Source: RefSeq, a predicted model, not a curated record
UUUAUCUAGUCAUACAUAAGAUCUAAACAUCUUCUAAGUUUACUCAGCCGGAAGUGAGCCUUCUUGGGCAUACACAGAAGGCGUAACGAGUUGAAUGAAUCUUGCUGUACCGCUCUGUGCUGCGAGACUGGAAGAGACUCCACGGAGACACCACAUGGCCGCCGCCGGCGACGGCGGUGAGUCCCACUACCGGGAGGCGCUCCGCGAGGCCUUCGGUGACUCGUCGAGCAGCGAUUCCGACACACCCGCCGGUGUCAGCCCCGGAGCAGGCCGCGGGCACUGGAGGUGGGAGGCGGUGGCUGGGGUCAGGGGGCUGUGGCUCUGCGCCGCCUUCCUCUCCGCCGACGAGCAGGCGCGCCUCCUCAACGCCAUCCAGCGAGAAGGAUGGUUUAUUAAUGCAGACAACCAAGCGAUGAGAUUCGGCGACCUCCCUUCGUGGGCAGUCGAACUUUCUGCACUUAUCCGCGAAGCUAUCUGCGUCGGCGACGCCAGUGCCGGUCUUGGUGCGGAGGCGACGAACGAGGACGAGGAUGCGUGCCCUCUGCCAUCAGACUUGUUGUGGCGGGAGCCAUUUUUUGAUCAGAUGAUCGCGAACAGAUACAGACCAGGUGAGGGCAUCUGUGCUCACGUCGAUCUGAUGCGCUUUGACGAUGGGAUCGCGAUCGUCUCGCUCGAGUCAGCCUGUGUGAUGCGCUUCAGUCGAGCAGAAGCAGCCUCUGACACCCCGAAGCAAGGGGGCAGUGCCAGUGAAUCUACUGCAGAGGUCCCCGUUCUGCUGAACCCGGGCUCCCUUGCGCUCAUGUCUGGCGAUGCAAGGUAUCUGUGGAUGCAUGAGAUCAACCGGAAACCAGGCAGGCAGCUGUGGGAUGGCAGGGAGCUCGAGCAGCGCAGGAGGACCUCUGUUACGUUGAGAAAACUCCUGCCUUAUACGGACUAGAUCACUGGUCAUGACAGUGAACAAACUGUUCUGCAGUUACAGGACAGUAACCUUUUUGUGGUGGAAAAUUGUAAUAUGCUGUUGCUAAAGACAGCCAUCAUUGGAUAAUCAAAAGGCGCAGCCUAAGAGGAGUAUUGUUGAGUGCCUCGAGCUCUAUAUUAUUGGCAGGAAGCUGUAGCAUUUACCAUGCAUCAGGUAAUUAUAAGCUCUCUUUCUCCUUUUUGACACUAACCAUAGCUGGAGUUAGGGUUAGUUAGGCUGUCUCCAGCACGAGCCGCUAAACGGCGCUAUAUCUAAAUGUGGCGGAAGGGAAUCGUCCGCCAAACGCCUGUUGCUUCCUCCUCCCGCUUCGUCGGCUAGAUCCGGGGAAAGGAGAGAAGAUCAGGGGACGGCGGCCUUUGUGAGUGCAGGAGGUGUCCGGCGACCAACACAAAAGCACUGCGUCCGAAGAGCGCCAUCGGAAACGCCUCCGUCGUCCAGCCUCCAAGCUCGCCGCAGAGUAUCGUAGGUACUAGUCGUAGCACUGACGAAAUCGUGUUUUGUGCUUAACUGCUAUUGCUGUCUGGUGACUUGAAGUGAGAAUACUUGCAGUUGUGUCCAGUGGGUCAUGUUUGAAGAUUUAUUAAUUACGGUAUUGUUUCAGGACUUGAUCUCCUUGUUAA